AACUGGGGCACGGUGACUGGUUCUGUCUGAGAUGCUCAGACUAGAUUACUGGAGCGCUGUGGGAACAGGGAUUUUCCCUCUGUUCUCAGCUCCCUGAGGAUGAAAUCUGACAUUUUCCCUAGCACAGAGCAGCGGUCAGAAGGGAAAGUUGAGCCUGCAUGCAGACUCUGGCAAGCAGGGAUGGAGCUGGCCCACUUCCCACAGCAUAGAGCGGCUGGCACCGUGCACAGCAGGAAGGAGAAAUCAUGGAAUUACAGAACAGUUUGGAUUGGAAAGGCCCUUAGAGAUACCUCCUUCCAAUCCCCAGGUUGUUCAGAGCCCCACCCAACCAGCUCUUUAGCACUGCCAGGAAUGAGGCAUCCACAGCUUCUCUGGGCAACCUGUGCCAGGGCCUCACCACCACCAAGGAGAGAAUUUCUUACCUCUUCUUUAAAUCCACCCCCUUUCCGUUUGAAGCUUGUAUUGAGUAGCAUGCCAGGAUCAGAUGGACAGCAGACAGUCUGCCCUGCACAUCUUCUCCUCCCAUUUGGCCAUGCCAGGUUUUCCAACAGGAUUUUCCAGCCACUGGCAGCCACUGGCACUGGGAUUGGCAGCACUGGCUGCUCCUGGCAGGUUUCCAAGGGUGUUUUGGAAAGGAAUACCACAAUGCAAAAGUGUUUUCCUAAAGCGGGAAUGUCAAAAACAGAUUGCAAAAAAGCUCUGGCAGGAUUAAUGUUUGGGUUUUUGAUUUAUUAUUGUAGUUUAAACCGUGCAAAAGCAUGGAGUCUUUUCACUCCGUGGGCCUGGGAUAGUGUUGAGGAGAAAGCAGCCCCCAAGGACCCCCAUUCUUUAUCAGCAGGCUUUGAAAACAGGAAGGAGGGAGCUCCAGGCAUCCCAUGACUGAAUGCUAUGCAAAGCCAAGCCCUGAAGAGCCUGGGUGUGGUUACAGGUGCUUUCUUCCCACACAGAAAAUGCUGGAUGGGGUCAUACAUUUAUUUUAGAAUUCAAGCCUGGAGGACUUGUCCCAGGAAAAGUAGUGCCACGUGCAGCCCUGCUCCCAGAGCCAAGCACCACAUCACUGUUAGUUUAACCACUCUCUCCCUGGCACAGAGAUGUGCAGGGUGUGGGAGUCCAAACUAUGGAAACUCCAGUGAACCUGAACCUGUAAUUGUUCCUCACUGGAAGCCCUGAGCGAAGACCUCCAGCAAGCCAUGCCCGUGCCCAUGGGACAGUGCACCAGGCGGGGCUGGAGCUGCUGGGUGGCUCUGGGGACCUGAGGUGCCACUGGGGCCAGCUGCAGGCUGCUCCCAGCCCAGCCUGGGCAGCAAGAGGUUGGUGUGAGGCACAGCACUGAAGCACUAAAGGCUGGGAUGGCACAAUGAAGAGCAGCCAGUGGGGAGAGGUUGGUAACAUCCACACUGAGCUGUUUGGCUCAUUUUGCUGCUGUCCAAAGAGGGAGGAUCCUCCUCAGUUUUCCAGUCAGCAGUUUCUCUGCAAGGUCUUGUGUUUUCCUCCAGCUUCCUCCCUCCUGCUGCCACAGGAAUGACCCCAUGGACAUGUCUGUAACAGGCAAGAAGGUAACAUGAUACAGCAGCACGACCACUGCCUUCAGUCCCCAAGCAAGACCCCUCCACCAGAGAGCAAGGGUUACUCUGGACCACUGCUCUCCCCUUACAAGCUGUGCUACCCUGCUGGCUGGAGCAGAGCCAGUGUCUCUCCAGACUCAGGGGUGUUGCCUUUCCUCUUGGCAAUGAGCUCUCAGACGCAUCCCCUGUCCCUUCCCUGUCGACUUGCAGGUGCUUGAGAGCUGAGAGAAGCUUGAUGUUUUUCAGCCUCGUUUACACACAGAGCAGUCCUGGGCAGGGGGAACACCUGUGACGAGGGGCAGCUGGUAAGACAACAUGGGCCAGCUCCUUUGCAUUCUGCUGGUUGGAGGAUGGGUUAGAAACAGGAGAGCAGACUCUGGAUCUAUCAGAGGGGAUUUCCCAGAAGUGCUUGCCCUCUAAUUCAGGUUGCCAAAAUGCUUUUCAAAGGGGCUUUUCUUAAAACUGAUACAGAGCAGUCAGUCCUUGGAGGCACCUUCAGAGAGUUUCUUCCACGCUGCAUUUCCAGAGUCACUGUUGCACGUUCAUUCUCUUGGCUCUCCUGAGCUCCCAUCUCUCCUCAUGCACAGUUUCACUCCCUACAUGAGGUUUCCCAGGACAAGCAGAACUGCAUUUCCCCAGGCUCAGGGGGCUGUAGGUGAUUCUGCGAGGGACAGGGACAAUGGCUGAGCACUUCUUGUUAAUGGGCUUAAGUGCCCAUUAAUUAUUACACGGGGGCUAGCAUCCAGCUCUGUGUGUAGCCAGGUACAGCCACUGUCUGGAGAGACAGCCCUGGGGACACCCCCACCUUGGGGAAACCCCCCAGGCUGAGCAAGCUGAGCUCACUGCUUUGCAGCCUGACCCACAGUGCUGCCCCAGCAGCCAGACCCUUUCAAAGUCCACGGUCUGCAAAGUCCAUUCCUGCCCUCUGUUAAAGCUGCUCUGCUUCAGAGCUGAUCCUGCACAGCAGGCGAGCACAGUCUGCAUUCAUCAGCACUCCAAGGAGUAGGUGGGAGAGCCAGGUGUCUGCAGCUGCACUUGAAAUUCAGAAAUCAUGACCCAAGAGCGACUGUGGCAGGUCCUGGAUCCAUCCUGGGGAGACAUCCGUGCCCUCUCAGCUCUGCUCUGCAGCUCAGCUGCAGCCGUGGUGCUCCUGAAAUGGCUGGGAAGGGGGCAGGUCCAGCAGAGGAUGGAUGAGGCAAGGAGGUCUCGGCAUCUGGCCCUGGAGAGAAUGAAGAAGGCAGCUCAAAGGCUUAAGCAAGAGAACCCAGGCAUCCAGACCUCACAGAUCCUCUCACUGACAAUGGUGGAGCUGGCAGAGAAGCUGAAGGAGGGGUCCCUGUCCCCAGAAAGUGUCCUCUACUCCUACAUGGACAAAGCUUUGGAGGUGAAUCAGGAGGUGAACUGUGUGACAGACUUCAUUCAUGGGUGUGAGGAUCAGCUCCAGAAACUGAAGAAGCAAAAGGAGAAGGGGCUGCUCUGUGGCAUUCCCAUCAGCAUCAAGGACCACAUUAACUGCAAGGGCCACAUCUCCUCUGCAGGGAUGGUGAAGUUUCUGGGCCAAGUGAAGGAAGAAGACAGCGUCAUUGUCCAGGUUCUAAAGCACCAGGGGGGGAUCCCCUUUGUGAAAACCAACAUCCCACAGACCAUGAUAAACUACGACUGCAGCAACCCCAUCUUUGGCCAGACACUGAACCCCCUCAACCCCCAGAAGAGCCCUGGGGGCUCCUCGGGCGGGGAGGGAGCUCUGAUCGCAGGGGGAGGCUCCAUCCUGGGCGUUGGCUCGGAUGUGGCUGGCAGCAUCCGCCUGCCCUCCAGCUUCUGCGGGCUCUGCGGCCUCAAACCCACGGCCAGCAGGCUCAGCAAACAGGGAGUCGUUUCUCCUCUCGUAGGAAUGCAAUCAGUGGCAGGGAUGCUGGGGCCCAUGGCCAGGGACGUGGACAGCCUGGCCCUGUGCAUGAAGGCGCUGCUGUGCCAGGAGAUGUUCCAGCUGGACCCCACCGUGGCCCCCAUCCCCUUCAAUGAGCAGGUUUACACCAGCUCCAAGCCCCUUCGCAUUGGGUAUUAUGAAGGAGAUGGUUACUUCCAGCCCUUGCCCAGCAUGAAAAGAGCUGUCCAGCUCACCAGAAAGCUCCUCCAGGAUGCAGGGCAUACGCUUGUUCCCUUUGCCCCUCCAAAGAUCGACUACAUGGUGGAUGAGCUGUUCACCAGAGGGAUUUUCUCAGAUGGGGCUGCCCACCUGCUGGACUGCUUCAAAGGAGACAUCGUGGAUCCAAACCUGAAAUCCCAGUACAAAACUUACAGGCUUCCUGCUCUGGUGAAAAGGAUCUUGGCUAUCAUUUUGAAACCCAUAUACCCACGAAUUGCUCGGGAUCUCAGCGCGCUCUGUGGAGUGGGAUCUGCCAAAAACCUCUGGGAUCAGCAUGGAGCAGUGGCGGCUUACCGCUCUGAAUUCCUCUCCAAGUGGAGGGAGCUGAGGCUGGAUGUGAUCCUCUGUCCUGCCCUGGGGCCAGCCUUCAACCAUGGCUAUGCUGGGAAGCUCUUUGCUGCGACCUCCUACACCAAUCUGUACAACGUGUUAAACUUCCCUGCUGGGGUGGUGCCGGUCAGCACGGUGACGGGAGCUGAUGAAGAAGAACUGAAGCACUACCGAGGGCACUACGGAGACCCCUGGGACAAGAGGCUGAAGGAGGCUGUGUCAGGAGCCCUGGGGCUGCCCGUGGCCGUGCAGUGCGUGGCUCUGCCCUGGCAGGAGGAGCUGUGCCUGCGCUUCAUGAAGGAGGUGGAGGCUCUUGCCCGUGGCACGAAGAGAAAUGUGUGAUUUCUGGGAGCCAUCCUCUGGUGUGAUGGCUUUUCGCUCCCUGCCCUUCACUCCAGCCGCCUUCCACCUGAUAUGAAGCAAAGUAGAUAGUGAGUUGAAAACUCUGAAUUAAUGUUUUAAUAAAGUGGCACUAAAUUCUGUUUAGAAAUGGUCAGCAAAAUCUUGCCUCUGUCUAAAUUGUCCUUCAUUGUUCGAGUUAAUCUGAGUCAAAAAGAAGAAAGAAAGGAGUUAAUGCUGGACCAAAGGGAUUAUUUGCUGUAUGGUGUAAGACCAAUGAGCUUUUUAUUGCAAUUAUGCUUCCAACAAUGGGCAGGAGCAGAUGUUUGUGGGAAAGUAUAACCUGUUAAGUGGAGAAUUCCCUCUCUAGCUGUGCCAUUGUUUAGCCAAGAGACUUUCUGGCAAAGACUUGCAGUCAGCCCAUGGGUUUAAAUAGCUGCCAAGAGAGCUCUCCUCCAUAAACUUGUCCCCUUCCUGAACUCAUUUGCUGUCUAGAUCU
This is a messenger RNA of Catharus ustulatus (Swainson's thrush), 4879 nucleotides long. RefSeq names its product vitamin D3 hydroxylase-associated protein-like. Gene Ontology annotation, biological process: fatty acid catabolic process. The transcript is spliced from 15 exons. The record is from RefSeq and is a predicted model, not a curated record. Gene Ontology annotation, molecular function: fatty acid amide hydrolase activity; amidase activity. Bases 2617 to 4383 code for a protein of 588 amino acids. NCBI's taxonomy places the organism in Eukaryota, Metazoa, Chordata, Aves, Passeriformes, Turdidae.